Pteronotus mesoamericanus is the source of this 1808-nucleotide messenger RNA. Its product is annotated as mitochondrial amidoxime reducing component 2-like. The record is from RefSeq and is a predicted model, not a curated record. Gene Ontology annotation, molecular function: pyridoxal phosphate binding; molybdopterin cofactor binding; molybdenum ion binding. Gene Ontology annotation, cellular component: mitochondrial inner membrane. Gene Ontology annotation, biological process: nitrate metabolic process. NCBI's taxonomy places the organism in Eukaryota, Metazoa, Chordata, Mammalia, Chiroptera, Mormoopidae. The coding region runs from base 57 to 1079 and encodes 340 amino acids. The transcript has 8 exons.
CCUGCAGGGCCUGCGCUCUCGGUCCUACUGAAGCCACUGUCCGCAACGCUCCGGUCAUGGGCGCCGCCGGCUCGUCGAUGCUGGCCCGCUUCGUGCCUCUCUUGUCGCAUCGCCCUGCGCAGGCCAGGGCCGUCUGGCUUGGGGGGGCCGCGCUGGGACUGGCGGCGGUGGCUCUGGGGACGGUCGUCUGGCGCCGCACGAGGUCCAGGCGGCGGAGGCGGCUGCAGCAGGUGGGCACCGUGACGAAGCUCUGGAUCUACCCGGUCAAGUCCUGCAAGGGGGUGCCCGUGAGCGAGGCCGAGUGCACCGCCAUGGGGCUGCGCAGCGGCAACCUGCGGGACAGGUUUUGGCUGGUGAUUAAGGAAGAUGGACACAUGGUCACCGCCCGGCAGGAGCCCCGCCUUGUGCUGGUCUCCGUCACCUAUGAGAACGACCGGCUGACCUUCAAGGCCCCGGGUGUGGAGCAGCUGGUGCUGCAGAGCAAGCUGCCUUCCUCCAACAGGAUCCACGACUGCAGGAUUUUUGGUCUGGACAUUAAGGGCCGCGACUGUGGCGACGAGGCCGCUCAGUGGUUCACCAACUAUUUGAAAACGGACUCGUUCAGACUGGUUCAGUUUGAAAAGAGCAUGAAGGGAAGGACCUCAAAGAACCUUUUGCCGUUUUUUGCGCAGAGUUACCAGGUGGCCUACCCCGACUGCAGCCCGCUCUUGAUGAUCUCGGAGGCCUCCCUGGCAGAUCUGAACACCAGGCUGGAGAAGAAGCUGAAGAUGGACCAGUUCAGGCCAAAUAUCGUGGUGACAGGCUGUGAUGCUUUUGAGGAGGAUACCUGGGAUGAAAUCCUCAUUGGCAAUGUAGAAAUGAAAAGGGUCAUGGCGUGCCCCAGGUGCAUUUUUACCACAGUGGACCCAGACACUGGAGUGAUAGACAGGAAGGAGCCGCUGGAGACCCUGAAGAGCUACCGCCUGUGUGAUCCUUCCGAGAGGGAAAUAUACAAGGCGUCCCCACUUUUUGGGAUCUAUUACUCGGUGGAAAAAAUUGGAAGCCUGAAAGUCGGGGACCCCGUGUAUCGGAUGGUGUAGCGAUGGACUCACAAGCUUGACAUGGUUUCAGGAUCCAGGAGACAUUGCUCUGGAUUUUAACUUCAACAGCAGCACUGCCUCGGCGGGUCCCUACCAGCCACCCUCCGACCAUCUUCGCCCUGGAACUGAAGCUCUGUCCUGACUUGUUGGGAUUACGCACGCUUCAGGUUAACGCAAGCAAAGUAUUAGAGGUGACUUGGGAAUAAGAAGGUUAUGUAGAUUUUAGGUAAGGAAGACUUUUUAAAUAAGUGAAAUUGUCCGACAAUUAUUUUGAUUGUUACAGUAGCUCUCACACUUCUGACAUUAAUAUUGAUGAGUUAAGAAAGUGCAAAGAAUCUGCUCAAAAGCUGCAAAAUUUUUUUCUAAAUGUUUACAUUUUAUUCCCUACCAUUCCGUGUUUUAGGCAAAAUGAGAGACACCUGGUGUCCUGCCCUGCCUUUAUAUGUGAGCACACAAGGUUCUGUUAGUUGGUUUUUACAUGACUACUGAAUCCCGUUGACUUUCUGCUCAUGUGAUUUCGACCCAGCCCUCAUGGAAUCAGGUUGUACUCGAGGAUGGCAAUUAUUUUAUAGAUCUCAUUUUUAUAGCCGAUAAUGCCACUUUUCAGCCAUAUAAAAGUGAUUGGGUGUGAUUGCCAGAUACACCCCCUGGGAUUCCAGGUAUGAUAAAAAAAAAAAGAGAGAGGAUGGAAUUUAGAGAGUCGAGUGGGAAGGAGGAAGGUGGCACAUA